CAAACCGUGGAGCACACAGCACAGGGUGGCGUUGAUGAUUGCAAUUGGCCAAAACAAAUCUACGAAAAUGUCCUCGCAACUAAGCGAGCAAUUUGCUUUGAUUAAGGUUCUCUCAACAAGAGGAAGAGACGGUUCUGGUACUUUGUCCAAUCAUUUUGUGUCUUGUAGGUGAUCCAUUCUUUCUUUCUUUUCCUUUUUUGUCUUCGUUGCUACUCAUGUUAGAGUUUGGAAAAAGGCCGGCCCAAGAUCUGUACUACAAGGCCCAAUGUGACAAAGCCCGCCAAUGACGUUUCCCGCCUGGCUGCGGGGGCCCACGCGUCAUCCACCGCGGCGGCUUGCGCCGCACGUUCCACACGCAUAUCCGCACCCAACUCCACUCGCACGUGCCCGUCGUCCCCCUCCCCUCUCCACUCCAACUUGAGCUCUAGCUCUCGCACUCGCAAGCAAGGGAAAGCGAGGCGGAAGGAAGCUAUCGCCUAGCAGCGGAGACCGGGAGAUCGAGAUGUCGGCGGGGCUCGUGACGGAGGAGGUGAUGGUGGGGCGGCUGGUGCGGAUCCGGCGGACGGUGAUGCAGAUGCUGCGGGACAGAGGGUACCUGGUGGUGGAGCACGAGCUCGCCAUGGGCCGCCGCGACUUCCUCCGCAAGUACGGCGAGUCCUUCCACCGCGAGGACCUCCUCAUCAACAAGUACAAGAAGAACGAUCCCUCCGACCAGAUAUACGUUUUCUUCCCUAACGAUGACAAGGUGGGAAUGAAACACAUAAAGAAGUACGUCGAGAUGAUGAAAGCUGAGAACGUCUCCAGAGCGGUAUUGGUUCUUCAACAGAACCUCACUCCAUUUGCAAGGUCAUUUCUUCAAGAAUUAGAGCCAAAGAUCCACUUGGAAAUUUUCCAGGAAGCCGAAUUGCUUAUAAAUAUCAAGGAACAUGUUCUCGUUCCUGAACAUCAAGUGCUUAACAAUGAGGAAAAGAAGACAUUAUUGGAGCGGUACACUCUAAAGGAAACUCAGCUUCCAAGAAUACAAAUUACGGACCCUAUUGCAAGGUACUAUGGCCUCAGACGAGGACAGGUUGUGAAGAUCAUCAGGCCCAGCGAGACAGCCGGCAGAUAUGUUACAUAUCGUUAUGUUGUAUAAUAGCAGAAAAAUGAGAUGGAGAGCACCAUAAAUCUGGUGAUUUUUGCAGGUAUACAUACAUGACCAUAUGCUUGGAGAAAUCAUAUUUCUAAGGAGAAGCCAUGUUAAUGAUCCCAUGGCUGUUAUGUAAGUGAAUUCUCGUGAGUUAAGCAUAUGGACCAUACAUAAUUCCUCAUGUUGUACACUUUGUUUCAAGAACUGUAUAAACAGUACAGAAUAAAAACACCAGUUUUCAGAGGCUCAGAGUUUUUCAAAUGGAAUAGUUUCUUCUUUUUCCAA
This is a messenger RNA of Oryza sativa Japonica Group (Japanese rice), 1414 nucleotides long. RefSeq names its product DNA-directed RNA polymerases II and IV subunit 5A. Gene Ontology annotation, molecular function: DNA binding. The record is from RefSeq and is a predicted model, not a curated record. Lineage: Eukaryota; Viridiplantae; Streptophyta; Magnoliopsida; Poales; Poaceae. Gene Ontology annotation, biological process: DNA-templated transcription. Gene Ontology annotation, cellular component: RNA polymerase III complex; RNA polymerase II, core complex; RNA polymerase I complex.